Messenger RNA from Ipomoea triloba (trilobed morning glory), 3806 nucleotides. RefSeq names its product TMV resistance protein N-like. Gene Ontology annotation, molecular function: ADP binding; ATP hydrolysis activity. The coding region runs from base 275 to 3685 and encodes 1136 amino acids. Gene Ontology annotation, biological process: defense response; signal transduction. The record is from RefSeq and is a predicted model, not a curated record. Lineage: Eukaryota; Viridiplantae; Streptophyta; Magnoliopsida; Solanales; Convolvulaceae. The transcript is spliced from 5 exons.
CCAAUGGGAUAGUUUAAGUGGCAAAUGAGCUCUCCUUGUGGGGAGUGUCUCUCGGAGCGAACGUGGAAGGACCCGGAUUGUUAAACGUACGGAAAAAGACCCCGUGAAUUUACCAAAAAAAAAAUGGUAUUAGUUCGGUUAUUUUUUUUUUAUCAAAUCAUUAGAUUUUUUAUGGAAUCAUUUAGUAUACAAGAAUUUAUUACUUUCAGUUGUUUGAUAUUGAAUCAAAUUACUCACCCUAGUAUUUGAUAUAUUGUCAAAGACUUUGUGGUCAAUGGACAUACGUGAUCCUAGUAAAAUCUUCAUAUAUAUGUACCUAGCUCUCCCUUCUUUUUCACUUCUCCAUCUCAAAUAUCAAUUUCAGAGAAAAAGCUUAGCUACAACGUUUAACCCAAUCCUCUUGUUUAUGGCCACCACGGAAGUCAAAGCUGAGUCUUCCAAUUCACAACCAUCAUUCCUUAACCAUUCUCAUUCACGGUGGGCUUAUGAUGUAUUCUUAAGCUUUAGGGGAGAUACACGAAGAACUUUCACGGAUCAUCUUUAUCAUUCAUUAGAUAAAGCUGGAGUCAACACAUUUAGAGACGAGGAAGAAGUAAGAAAAGGCGAAACCCUUUCAUCCGAAUUUCGGAGAGCAAUCCGGAGUUCAAGAAUUUCAAUUAUUGUAUUCUCAAAAGGAUAUGCUUCAUCAAGGUGGUGCCUCGAUGAAUUGGUUGAAAUACUUGAGUGCAAAGAUAUAAGAGAACAAAUUGUUCUUCCUAUUUUUUAUGAUGUUGACCCUUCUGAAAUGCGCAAGCAAAUCGGUGAGUUCGGGGAAGCUUUAGCAAGACAUGAAGAACGUUACAGGGAAGAAAAGGUAAAGAUUUGGAGAGAGGCUUUUACAAGAGUUGGAGAAUUAUCAGGAUGGGAUUUGCAGCAAGUCGCUAACGGGUAUGAAACAAAAUUUAUUGAUGCAAUUAUCAGAGAGGUAUUGUCAAUUGUAGAGCGAGUGCCGAUGUUUGUUGCCAAGUAUCCAGUAGGAUUGGUCUCCCGCAUUAAACACAUUGUUCGAUUAAUGUGUAAUGAUAUUGGAGAUGAUGUUCAGUUGAUAGGAAUCUACGGUAUGGGAGGUAUUGGGAAAACAACACUGGUCAAAGCAGUUUAUAAUAAGGUUUUUGAAUACUUUGACAGUAGUUGUUUUCUUGAAAUAAGAUCAAGUGUUUUGGGUCAACAUAAUAACAAGAUAAUUGCAUUACAACAAGAACUUCUUAGGCAGCUGCUAUCAAAGGAGAUCAAAGUUAGCAAUGUUGAUCAAGGAAUCAUGUUGAUCAAAAAGAUGCUUCAUGCAAGAAAAUCCCUCAUUGUACUUGAUGAUUUGGAAGAUCUGGAUGAACUAGAUGCUUUAGUUGGAGAAAGAAAUUGGUUUGGUGCAGGGAGUAAAGUUAUUUUGACAACCAGAGACAAGCACAUACUAAAAGAUUUGAAAGGAGAGGAGUGCUAUAUGGUUAAAGAAUUGAAUGAAGAGGAUUCUUUGCAACUCUUUAGUCUACACACUUUUAAAUUAUCAGAACCCCCAAAAGAUUACACAAAGCUUUCAAAGGAUAUAGUAAGAUACUGUGAAGGGCUUCCCUUAGCUCUUCAAGUGUUGGGGGCUCAUUUGUCUGACAAACAAAAAGAAGAUUGGAGAAGUGCCCUUGAGAGGUUGAAGAAAAUUCCUUCUAAUAAGGUUCAUGAAAAGCUUAAAAUCAGCUUUGAUGGACUUCCUAGCCAAUUUACUAAGGAUGUUUUCCUUGAUAUGGCUUGUUGUUUCCCUGGAGAAAUUCACAAAAACAUUGCUAUUAGCUUACUUGAGGUCCCUGGGUACUUCCCAGACUUGGAAAUUCAAGAUUUGAUUCACAAGUCAUUGAUAUCCAUAGAUAAAUUUGAUAAUCUAAGGAUGCACAGCUUAAUUCGUGAAAUGGGAAGGCAAAUUGUUCAUUCAGAAUCACCAAACAAUCCAGGUGAGCAAAGUAGAUUAUGCUGUCCUAAUGACAUUCGUGAAGUUCUUCUAAACCACACGGGUACGGCAAAAGUUGAAGGAAUAGUGCUAGAUGAGUACUCAAUUCAAAAUAUGAGUGUUGACACGAAAGUAUUUAAAAAUAUGAUGAAUCUAAGAAUGCUCCGAAUAAAUAAUUUACAGUUGCAUGGAAGUUUUAAAUAUUUAUCCAGGAAGUUGAGAUGGUUGCAAUUGAACUAUUAUCGUUCAAAAUAUAUACCAUCUGAUUUUCGUUCUGAAAAUCUUGUUAUUCUUAGCAUAGAGAAUAGCAGCAUUGAAGAAUUUCGAGCUCCUUUGAAGUACUUUCCAUCUAUGAAGUGUCUGAGUUUUAGUGGUUCCAAACAUCUUACAAGAACUCCUAACUUCAUUGGUGCACAACUUCUGGAGUGGUUAUCAUUUUAUGGAUGCUCGAGAUUGGUAGAUGUGCAUUCUUCAAUUGGAGACUUGGGGAAACUAAAUGUGGUACUUUUUGAUUUAUGUGGCAAAUUGAAGAAGCUUCCAAAGAGUUUGUUCGGGUUGAAAUCAUUGAACACAUUAAGUGUAGAUUCUUGCCCAAAAUUAAGGUUGCCUGAAGAACUGGGAGGAUUAACAUCUCUAAACACGUUAUAUGCAAGUGACUUCUCAGAUAUCACGAGUUCUAGUACUUUAUAUCUCCCUACUUCUUUGACAAGUUUAUGCUCCUUGAGCAUAUUAGAAAUUGGAGGUCGCAAUCGAGUAGAGUCACAUAUUGCUAUUGGUUUGGAGAGUUUAUCCUCACUAAAAUUCCUUGAACUAAGCGGGAGCGACUUUCAUUGUUUGCCAUUCAACCUUUGCCAGUUCUCUAGACUAGAAUGUAUCCAAUUGGAUUUCUGCAAUAACAUUGAAAUGCUGCCACCACUUCCUACUAGUCUUAAGAUUCUUCGUGCACGUCUCUGUGGGUCAUUAGCAAAACUACCAAACUUGUCAAAUUUGAAAUGGUUAAAGGAGCUGGAUCUUUUUGGUUGCAAAAAGCUGGUAGAGGUUGAUGGUUUGGACAAUCUUGAUUCUAUAGAAGAGAUCAGUUUAAUGAACUGUAAUCAUGUCAAAAAUCCUUUUACAGAAAGCUUCUUUAAGCGGCAAACUGAACUUCUUGAGAACUUGAAACUCAAAGUAGCCUUUUCUGAGAAUGAGAUUCCAAGUUGGUUUAGCUUUCAGGAGGUGGGAUCUUCCAUAUCUUUUCAAUUGCCAUUAUACAAGAGGCAUGAUAGUAAACUGGAAAUUCUAGUGUUGAUCCUUUGGCUAGUGUGGGAACCAACUUCCAAGUAUCGACACUAUUUUAACAGUGAUUUUACUGAUUUACUUCAGUGCCAGUGUCACAAUAAUAAUGGAAGUUGCAUGCGAAAACCCAAUGGAGCAACUUCUUCAACAUGCUAUCUUACAUUGGAUCGCCUUGCAUCGCUAGGAAUGGUUGACAAGAGAGAAAUAGAAGGCGCAAAAAAUUUGAAAAUUGAUUUGAUUGAUGUUGAUGAUGCCAUUUCAGUGAAGAAAGUAGGAGUGCAUGCAUUAUAUGUCACUAAUGCAGAUUUUGAGGGUGAUGAUUUACUAAUUAAAACUUCUGAAAAGUAUGCAUAUCUUCAUAUUAAAAGACAUGGCAUUGGCAAUGCGGGAAGAGUCUUCAGAGAAUCCUUAGUCCGCUAUAGGAGCUAUUUUAGUUAGAUUAUGUCAUGGUCCCUUUGAGGUUAUUUAUCUUCUAUUAUUUGGAGCAUUGUUUUUAAUCUCUAUAUAAAGAAAGAGUAAUAGAGAUUUGCUAAAUUCUUAUAUUGUUCUUUUUUAUGCU